AUGCAGGAAAGUCGACUUCUAUCAACUCAGCAAUCUGAACUUGAUGAACCAGACGAUGAGGGCAAAUGGUCUCCUGUUCAGCUUGCCGCUGCCCAAGGGAAUGUUUGCCAAGUACAGCGGCUCUUAGCCCAACCAGUGGACCCUAAUGAGCCCGCUAAAGGUUACUAUGGGCAAACAGCCCUUCAAGCCGCCUCUAAUAAUGGACAUCUCGCCGUGGUUGAGAUGCUGUUAGCGGCAGGCGCAGACGUUAACGCUCCUGGAGGAAACAAUGGUGGCAGAUCAGCGAUACUUAGUCUCUGCGGGUGCAGAGAUCCACCGCCCAUCCCAUCCGUAUAUGGGCCGAACUGCCCUACAAGCCGCCGCGGAGGGGGCCAUAUCGAGUUACUACAAUGGCUGCUCGAGCAAGGCGCAGAUAUCAAUGCACCUGCCGCUAAGACACUAGGUCGCACCGCACUUCAAGCUGCUGCAUUGAACGGUCACGCCGAUGUCGUGGAAAUUCUCCUACAUCACAAAGCCUAUGUGAAUGCGCCCGCCGUAAGGUAUCGUGGCUUUACGGCCCUUCAAGCUGCGGCUUUUGGAGGCCACCGCCGGAUUGUCCGUCAACUGUUAGAUGCAGGAGCCGAUGUGGAUGCUCAAGGCUCAUAUUAUAGCGGGUAUACGGCGCUCUCGGCAGCAGCAGAAUGCGGCCAUGAUGAGAUUGUCCGGAUGUUGCUCGAUGCUGGCGCAGAUGUCUCCCUCACAACAGGAAAUAAAAAGUGGACGGCGGCACAGAUUGCGAUCUUCCGUGGGCAAGAAGCUAUCACGCAAAUUUUCCAACAGAUUAAGCAGACGGAGAAGAUAGUGUAA
Molecule: messenger RNA, 846 nt
Organism: Penicillium concentricum
Lineage: Eukaryota; Fungi; Ascomycota; Eurotiomycetes; Eurotiales; Aspergillaceae
Product: ankyrin repeat domain-containing protein
Exons: 2
Coding region: 1-846 (281 amino acids)
Molecular function (GO): protein binding
Source: RefSeq, a predicted model, not a curated record